GGCUGUUGUUGUCAAAGUGACAAGUAAAUUUAGGUUAUGUUAUUUUAUGAUUGAUAAAAAAAAAUCAAAUUCUUUAUAAUUAUUGUAACUCAAAGUAUUUAUCAUCACUAAUUGUACAAUAUGUUCAUAACUAAUGUACUACUUAAGAAAGCUAAAAGCAAGCAUAUAAUGGUAUUGAUGGAAAGUGUAGUUUCUGGUCAUAAGUUUAAUGCUAUUCGAGAGCGUUUAGCGGAUAAAUUGGAACUAAUUUGCUAUGAUCCUCGUAUUCAACAUGAAAGUAUUUACAAAGAAAAGAAGAAGAUAAGAAGCCUUAAGUAAUAGCCAAUGUAAUUUUUUAUAGAUUAAGUAGAUUAAGUAAUAGGUAAAUAAAACAUGUUCGUCUUGUUGAAAUGAUAUAUUUAACUUU
Molecule: messenger RNA, 406 nt
Organism: Vanessa atalanta (red admiral)
Lineage: Eukaryota; Metazoa; Arthropoda; Insecta; Lepidoptera; Nymphalidae
Gene: mRpL33
Product: 39S ribosomal protein L33, mitochondrial
Exons: 3
Coding region: 121-318 (65 amino acids)
Biological process (GO): translation
Cellular component (GO): mitochondrion
Source: RefSeq, a predicted model, not a curated record